Amoebophrya sp. A120 is the source of this 6990-nucleotide messenger RNA. The record is from the annotation of a GenBank genome assembly. Lineage: Eukaryota; Dinophyceae; Syndiniales; Amoebophryaceae.
CGAAUGUAGAUUUUUUUUUCCCUCAGGAUUUGGUCUCCGUGCAGUGUGUGUCCUGUUCCUGUCAGGCUCGCUUCAUUGUUCCGGAUUGACCAUGGCAAUAUCGUGAUCAUGUAGUAUUUCAACAUUAGGCCGCAUCCGCAGCCGAAGUUGUUUCUUAUUCCACUUGAUACUGCAUCAAGAUGAAAAACAAAAAGAAAAGCCAAAAGCAAAGAAACAAAAAUAGGAUGGAGCAUUCAGCCGCGUCCGGGAAGAAUGGCGCCGGCCGUCCUGGCGACAGUGGACCAGCACAGUCCGACUCUACUUCCUCACCUAAUGGCGCAGCAGCUGCGCUUCGCCCAGUUACCAUCGUAUCCGGAUUAGGGGGUACGGAGUGGACUUUUCACGUCGAUCCCACGCGGAUUCGCAAAAUGAAGGAUCUGGCGCCUUUUCUGAUUGCGUCAGAAGAAUUUCGAACGGUUUUCCACCCGGACAAAUCCAAGCCACUGCCGCCAGGCUCGAGAAUUCGGUGGCUGCGCAAUGGUAGUCCGUAUCAGUGCGCCAGCACCGCCGGCGCAUCUUUGAGGCAAGGAGCUACAACGGGGGCAGCUGUCGCGAAGGUGAUGGAGAUCGGUGCACAGCAGGAGCUCACGGGGCACAGGAGCACCUGUGGUCAAGAGCGUGAAGUUGUUGUGAAGAAAAACCACCUCUGCGAUCGCGACGCUACACUUCUCGGUGAAAUCCAGUCUAAGCAUGCCGUCUCGACGCGGCACCCAGGACUCGAACACGCUGUUGCGCAGGCGGAUCUUUAUGAGCCGCCGCAGGAGGACCUCGUGGAGGAUCCCGAGGAGGAGAUUCUGUUUGAUGGGGUGACGAAGUAUCGCUACGUCUUCCAGACCCCCCCGAACCCCGUGGAACUUAACCCCGAUGGGCUCCCCCGCAACACGGAUUCCUACGUGGACGCCAUGGAAUGGAUCUUUGAGCAGGCGUACCUCGGGUACGACUAUCCUGUGCAAAAGUACCGCACUCGUACUAAAAAUCGCAGUCAUGCAAGACAAAUUACUUACUUCUUCACACCUAAUUCUGCAUGGUGAAUGCCACUUGCCAUGCUGAGCUACUUUGUAUUGCGACUCUUACUACGUCUACUAGUACGAGAGUUUUGCGAUGCAUAGCGACUGCAAACCCGGCGACGACCGGAAAACCCGCGAGCGCAAUCCCGUGCGCACCGUCCUCCCGCUGGACCGCCGAACGCUUACCUGGAACUCGUGGGUGUGGCUCAUGACGAGUCCGCACAUUGUGCGCGAAGUGAUACGUCUCACGGACGAAGAGUGGGCAUUUUACGGCUGGAUGGAUCAACAUCUUCCGGAAGACGCAAGAGAAGAAGAGACAGAGAAGGAGAUACAGGUAGCACAGAAGACUAUUGGCGACAAGCCCGGGAAAGUACAGAAAACGGGGGCUACGACCAAAGUAGAAGAAGACGCGAACAGCGACAAAGAAAAGCAUGCUGUCCCCUCCUCGACCAUGAAGACUACAACCACCGAUGAAGAAGUGACCCGUUCUUGUGGUCUUUCCGCGCCGACGUCCUCGAGGAUGAAGACCUUUCGGCAGGCCUACCUCGAGCGCGUUCUAGCGCCCUUUCUUUUCCACGAUGUGGACGACGGUACUACAUUUUUCGGGACCGACAAAAAGCGUCUGUUUCUUUUCAGCCACAUCAUCACACCCGCCUUGAAGCAAAUCGCCGAUUGGUCGAUUGUGGACUUUGAUGCGUUGUUUGUCCAACAAAAGUCGGACCAUUAUUCAAGUAAUGCCCCCCCAAAACCAUGCAUGCAUCCCCCCCCUCCCCCCCAUUACUCAGUGAAGGGAAAAGGCGGCCCGCGGUUCUGCUCCCCCCACGGUAUGUUGGUGGUUUGGUUAUAUCCUUGUGCAUUCGUCGCGGCCCUUCGCGAAGCGGCUCCGCGGCGGUACGCCACAAAUAGAAUACCUGAUCGCCUAAGCCCAAGAGAAUGCAAUCAAUGGCCUUCAUCGCAACGAGAAAAACCAAAAAAGAGUCGCGCGCGUCGUGCACUUUUUAAAAAAGAAGGCCGCGCCUUCCUCAGGCGCCCAAAUUUUUUGCCUUGCCGCGGCGCUGCGCGCCGCGCGCUUGCUUUGUUUUCCUCCAUUCGAUAGGCACGGGCCUGGGGCAAGGGCAUUUUCGUAAGAAAACAAAAAAGCGACGCUGGGGCGUGCGCGCCGUGGAAUGACAUGCCACCUAGAGCGCCGGGUCGUGGUUCUUUCAAAGGGCGCGGCAGCAGACUCAUCCGGUCGGCCGGACCUUUAGCUUUCCUCCAUGCAGGGAAAUUGAAGGAGCCACCUCAGCAACCUUCGCACCUCUUUCGCCUAUCAUUUCUGAAUGACGAAUUUUAUUUUUGGGAAUUUAGAAUGCAGAAAUAAUUUCCAAAAAAAAUUGUCGCGCAGAAAUAAUUUCCAAAUUUGGAAACUUGUCAUGCAGAAAUGACGGGCCACAGGAAGCCAAAGCUGUUGAGUUGGACGCUUCGACUUUUCCUCCAUCGGAGUUAGGAAAAUUCAAGUGGCCGCUUCGUCAACAGUUUGCCCUUGUUGUUCGCUUCUGCAUUACAAAUUCACUGCCAAUCAUGGUGGCAAUUUGUAUACGCAGAAACGAAGGACAAAGGAAAGCGCUUCCUUUGUUCGUCGAAGGUUCCAGCUGCUGCUCGUGGGAGAACAAAAUACCUGUGACCUGUCCUGAGUAAAGAUCUCACUCAGUUCCGGUGGCCUGAGUAAAACUUUUAUUCGGGCCAGAUGACCUGAGUAAAAUCUUCAUCGGGAGGGGUCAUGAGGGGCAGGGCCGUGCCGGAAAAACCUUUCGCGAGCGAUCGGAUAGAGGAAGCCCGCUUGAAAGUUGCAAACUUUUGGAACUUCCAAGCGGCAUUCUCUCCAGAGGCCUGCUCUCUCUUCGACCCAGUCCAUGGAGAAAAACCCGGCUGGAAAUUCAAAAAGGUUUGAACUGCCCAGCGGCAUUUUCUCGACAGACUUGCUCGGGAGAGAUUCUUCUCGACCCAGUCCAUGGAGAGAAACGGAAACCCGGCUGGAAAUAUAAAAAGUUUUGAACUUCUUCCAGGCGGGAUGUUCUCGAAAGACUUGCUCGGGAAAGAUUCUUCUCGACCCAGUCUAUGGAAAAAAACCCGGCUGGAAAUUCGAGAAGUUUUGAAUUUCCCAGGCGGCUCUUCUUUGCCCGCAGAUUUUACUCAGAUCCGGUGGCCUGAAUAAAACUUUUACUCAGCUCGCGUAUCCUUCGCCCUUCGUUUCUGCAUUUGUAAUGCAGGAAUGCAGGAGGAUGAAGACACGGCAAUCGCCGAUUGGUCGAUUGUGGACUUUGAUGCCUUGUUUUACUUUUUGCGGUGCGACGACUAUGAAGGGACAAAGUCCAUUUAGCUUCAUGGAUCUAUUUUGAAUAUAUUCAAAAUCGGCCGUGAAUAUUUACACUUUGCAGAAGAGUGAUUUUUUCAAACACGCCCGUCACCGACACCGAAGCCGACGCUUUCCGGGUUCAACAGCCACGACCUGAGUUUCAAAAUAGUCACUGUUUAUGGAAGAACCACAACUAGGAUCCGCCGCCGGCAACUACCGGGCAGGCGCGGCAAAAAAAACAACGCCAACGGCGCCACCGGAGGUCUAAGUCGUGGCAGCGGCCUCCGCCUCCGGCACGCGGAAAUAAUUGCGCACUGUUUCAUUGGCGCAUCAUAGCUGCGCCAACAAGCACCGGGGAGAAGAAGUAUAGACGUCGCUACGUGCCUGCGCGCGCAGCUACGUGCCCUCCUUAGCUUCGUUGCCGCCGCCUGCAAGGCUGUUCUUCGUUCUGCAACUCAGAACAAGACACACCCCGCACCUAGACGGUAAGCAAGGUAGUUCUGCGCCUGGACAGCAAUCUGGCAGCGUGUGCGCCAGGCCUCUGCCCAGGCCUGCGGCGUGUGUGCCUAGAGGCAAAAAAAAGGGAAGCAAGGCCCGGCCGCUUGCUCCCGGCCGCUGAAUGAUUCAAAAUCGAGAUCCAGAAAAGCAGCGCCUCUUGCGAAAAUUCACAGCAAGAGCCGGCUUCCGAAUGAAUAUCCUCAGAAAAGGCAAAAAAACGCUGCCCGUCCGUGAAUCAUUCAAGAGAAAGCCCCGCCUCCCCCACCCCAUGACCCGGCUACCGCCCAGCAUUUUUUUGCUUCAGCACAGAAACAAAGCAGAGCGCGCCAGCCACCGCAAUUCAAACUAACAGAGCGCGCGAGCAGGUGCGAAGGGGGCCUACAGGAGUUCUGCGCCCUAUGCAAGGGCAGCCCGCAGUGCUGGCGCGCGCAGUGCCGUUUUUGCUUUUGGCAUGCAAUACACCCGCCUUGAAGCAAAUCGCCGAUUGGUCGAUUGUGGACUUUGAUGAAGCUUCGUUUCUCCUUUCGGCUUAGUGGGGGCACAGCAUGUGCACAAUCUCGUUCGGCGCGCAGGUUGACGGACCCGUGGUGUCUCCUUGCUGGUUGGUUGGUAGUCUCGUGACAGAUGAGUGACGGUUUGCCAGAACGUCAGAAUCGGAUUUUGACGUUCUGGUGACGGUUUGUGACGGUUGUUUGACGGUUUGUGACGGUUUCGUCAGAAAGUCCGCUAAAACGGAGCAUACAAUCGGGGAAGAUAAACUGUCACUAACCAAAUUGGAACCGCCUUCCAACUUGUGACGGUUUUGUCACCAUUCCGCCAAAAUGCGUCAUUUCAUUCUUGGGCUACCUGAGGGCCUACCUAGCUACGUACCACCAAAGGCGCCCAUGGGAAACGUCAGGCGGCAACCCAGAAUAUGGCCAACGUCCAGCCGUUGCGGGCCCCUGCGUUGGCUGGUGGGAUGCCAGUCGUUGGGCGUUUGGGGUUUGCUCUUUCGUCUUUUUGUGUUCUGGGGGCCCACAAAAUUUUCAACGCGUGUGGCGACAUGCGUGCACGCUCCCCAGGCAGACACUGUCCUGGGGUAGGGCCAAUGGUGCUUCUCGGUGUGCUUCGCGGCAUGGCUUUGCCGCCCAUCGCCCGAAGCCAUCGAAGUGCCGGGCCACAAUAAAAUUUUCGCUUUUCUUUUUUCAAAACGUCACGAAACCGUCAGACCAUGUAACUCAUCGCGAGCCGUCAGGUUGAACGAUUGGUCGACCGUGGACUUUGAUGCGUUGUUUUACUCUAAAACGCUGAAUUAGCGGCAAAGCCGGUAAUCCCUGUGAAUUCCAAAAGCCCACGACUCUCGUGCAUCUAGGCCCGCCGCCCGUGCUUCAAAAUGAAUCUUGGAGCAGAACUACUUUGCAAAUUUGGCAAACGUGCCUUGCUUCGCUUUGUCCAAAUGCAGCAAACGUGUUACGCUGCUCGUCGCCGCGGGCGUGGCUUAUCUAACUUGCCUGCCCCAGGUGACAAAUCUGAAACGCAGCCACCUCAGCGCACAGGCUUCGUAGAGCAGGCGGGCGCGCCCGGGCGUCCGCUGGUGCGCCCCUCGGCGCCGACGUUUUGUCACAGAGUCAGGCCCCAGACACUCCGUUAACCAGACCUCGGGGUACCCAGAGGUUCUGUUUAUCGCGAGAUGUUUUUGGAUUUUUGGCUGCAUGGCGCAGGGUCCAUUCCUGGACACAACGUCGGCCUGGGUGAAGGGGAUAUUGAAUCUACUUAGCACGACCUUUGGCAAUGCAAAGGUCAUGUUAAGCGGUUUUUUUUCCCGGCAGACUCAGGGAGUCCGCGACUCAGGGAGUACUCAUUUGCCCUUGCGCUCCUGUGUCCCUAUUCACGGGUCAGCACAACUUCGAGGCUGUAUGUUUGCAAUGUUAACGUCCGCCGAAUCCCGAUUCAGGAUUCUAGGGAUCGCUUAUCGCUGAGAAAUCGCGUUAAAUGUUGGGCGAGAGAUUUGAUGAGAAAUCGCUGAUUGGUCGACUGUGGACUUUGAUGCGUUGUUUUACUUUUUGCGGUUCGACGACCCGAUGAACGUGGCAGAUGGCUUACAGGCGGACUUGGACAACCCGUUCGUUCUCGCGCCGUUCGGGUGCUUUUUCGAGUGCAUCGGCGACAACCAGCGGGCGUGGCGCUGCAUUGCCGAUGUACUCAAGAAGAAACUGGUGGAGUUCUUGUCCGAAAAGAGACCAGAACAGGAAAUGCGAAUCGAGCUCACGCCGGUAUAAUUCGUACACCAAUGAAGUAUAUCGCAGAGAUGAAAAAUGAAGAUGAACAGAAGAACUUUUCACAACUUAUUUUGCGGCACUUCUCCAGCGAGAUGGAGUUCAAAUAUCAUCACCAGCUUUUCUUUCUCGUUGUUUUCAAUUGUGAACGAGAAUGAUGAAUCCAAAGGGCGACAACAUCAUGCGCGACGAUGCAUUCUUUUUGCAAAAUUGUGACCAAUUCCAUUUCAAUAUUCAGGGUCGCGAAUCCGUCGAAGGCGUGCACCUGUUUCAGGAGAAAUGUAAAGAGCUUCUCCGCGGGUGUAUUCCGAUCGUUACCCUUUUUACAGACAAGAUGACAGCCGUGGGUUUCCCGGAAUACACUGCUGAGGUUGUGCAAGUGAUCAACACAUUUCACAAGCGCACCCAAGACCUCGUGAAGCACGCCACGAACUGGCUGCUUUGCUUGGAAGAUUUCCGUCCUGCGGUCGAUCAGCAGAGUCCAACCGCACUGCCCGGAACAUCUGAUGAGGAGGAGAAGAGUGGUGGCGCAGCUGACGACGAAAGUGAAGAUGUUUCAUCCGGUAGUGCUGAUGUGGACGAAAGCGAGGGGGAGGCGGAGAACAGUGGCUUUUCUACGGAUCCACUGGAACGAAAAGUAGCAGCGCUCAUGAAAAUGAACUGGUGAGAAAGCACGAUAAGAUCUGGAAUCAGAUGAAUGAAUUCAUGACGGAGAAAAUGCUCAAGAGAACUUUAUCUUUGCCGUAAUAUACAAAAGUCGCGACUACACACGCACUGUAUCGUAGAAUUUCGGUUUCGAUUUCGAAUUCCAAAAUGACGAAGAAGAAGUUCUUUCGAUCGUUGUUUUCCGAAGUAU